CGCCUUCAAGGCCUUGACCGCACCGCGUCCGUGGACUGCCUUGGAGCACGCACGCACGCACGCACGCACGCACACACGUCUAAGCAUCAUCGCCAGCAUCUACGUAGCAUAACGCUGUCGACGGCGGCGCCACAUCGCGGCCCUCUGCACGACGUACGUACGUACGCACUCAACUGUCUUGUUGUCCAGCCCACCCACGCCGUCAUCACCCUUUUCCCGGCGCCCCCUGGCUGGCGCGAUCAAUGGUUCAAGACCCGCCCUGACUCGCCUGCGUGUCGAACAUCAUCGAGGACAAGCAUCUGGCACGGCACCCACCCCGGAUCGUGGGGGCCCUUGCCAUCUUGCGCUGCGCAGCCGUCCAUGCUCGAGGCUGGCGGCGGCGCCGCGUGCGUCUGUCUGGUGCCACCAAGAUUUGCCUUCGCGCAGAACGGCGUCAUCGCCAGUACCAGGCCCAACCGACUUACACCGUCAUCUGCGAGGGCUGCAGCCAUUGCCGGCUAGUGGCAGCCAACACGCAGCGACCCCGACAGACCCUGGCCUGCCUGGACGUGGACUCAUACUGCGCUGCAAGCCGGAAGAGUCAUUGAGGACACCGUGCCAAUCAGGCUUCCGCCCGCCGCACCUACGCCUGUCCUUGUGGUUGCGCACAAGUCAGCACGCGAGGGCGCAUCCAUACAAGGCCGACCGACAUUUGGAUUCAGACGGGAGCACCACCAGCAGAGUGAUUUGUGCAAAGGCUGGCGGUACAGCAGUUGAAUACAAGAUAAAGGCCGCCUCGUCCCCGUGCGUGCCGAGCACACCGUGAUGCCCUGCUGCUGGUCUUCGCACACGACACGACACGUUGCGCGCCCUGCCGUCUGCUUCUGUUCUGUUUGCUCCGCAGUACGGUACUGUACGGUUUGGUACAGUAUACAGUACCGUACAGCACCACAGUCGAGUGUGCCUGGGCUGCCAGUCGUCUUGGCCUGACUCUUUCGUAAGGCCUAGCCGUCAUUGCCUUGCCCCCGAAUCUAAUCCCGCGAAUCCGCGAGUCGACGACCAGGCGUGGCCCCCGGUCCCUCGGCCCAAGUGGUCCAAGGGUAGAGACGAACGUGCGCGCCCGACCGAGUACGACGACGUCAAACGCUUGUUUCACCACCGCCGUCAGCACCACGGGUGCUUCUGCCCGCCGUUGUUGCAUAUAUUAUUGAGGAAGGAAUAAGGAACGUUGGCACGGGAGGAUGCUCAGGUGGUUUCAGCACCGCGACGCCGACGACGCCGCGGCCAGGAGCGACGACAGCGGCCAGCGUCAGCACCAACGCAAAGGGCGCCAGGGCCCUGGCCGCACCGAUUCCAGCAGCCUGGACACGUCCUCGGGGGGCGGCGGCUUGACAGGUCCCAAGCGGACGCCAACCUCAUCAACCUCGCCCUCGAGCGCCGACAGUGCCGCCACCGGCCCCAGUGGCAGCACCAAUAAUAAUAAGCUGGCCCGGCUAGGCCCCAGUGCUGGCGCCACCGCCUCCAGCGGCCAGUCCCAGUCCGGCAACAGCGCCAGCGACCUCGCUGCCUGGGGCGGACCGUCCACCAGGCCGACUCCAUCCGCAGCCACCACCAGCCCCUCCACCGGCGCCAGUGCCAGUGCCAGUGCCAAUGACAGCAGCGUCAGUGUCAGUGCCUUGACUGCCGUCGCCAGCGCCAGUCGCAGCGCCUGCGCCAGCAGCGGCACCACCACAUGCACCACCACCACCACACCUACCACUGCCGCCGCCGCCGCCGCCGCCGCUUACUCGUACUCUGCAUCUACUACUCCCGCUUCUGCCCACGCAGACUCUCCCGCAUCCCUCAUCAACUCAACUGCGUCCUUGACCCAGUCGCCGUCGCCCCAACCCGCCACGCCCCCCGAUCUCUUCUUCCCACGAACCUCCAAGAGCGCGAGCACCACGGCCACCGUCACCGCGACAGCAACCCACUCGUCGCGGCCCCUCUCCAUCGUCACACCGCCGUGCGACGAGCCCUCGUCGUCAUACACCACCGCCGCCCAAACCUUUGCCUUCACCGACGCCGACCUCGCCGAUUGCGAUCCCGACGUCGACAUGACCACCGGCGCCCUCGACGCCAGCGGCAUGGGCCGCAGCCGGCAAGACUCCUUCGUGAGCGCCGGGCCCAAACCCAUCUCCAUGAACAACCAGAACCGCGACAACGUGAACCGAAACCGAAGAGAGUCCCUAGCCGGCAGUCUGAUGGGUGGUGGCAUGAGCUGGGGCGGUAUGUCCUUUGGCAGCUUCGUUAGAGACGACAUCAUGAUGCAAGGCACCUCGCCUUCGCCAUUCGGCAAUCCUCAGUCGUCGUCGUUUCACUCGUCGUCGUAUCUGCCAAAGCUCGAGGCCAGCUUCAUGCGAGACUUCACCUGCUGUGGCAAGAUCCUGCCUAACCUGCAUGACCUGCUGCAACAUUACGAAGAGGCACACACUCAAGCGAGCCCAAACAGCUCCCGCAACAACAACUUCAGUCAGUUCGGCCAAGUCGGCAUGCAGCCUGGCUCGGCGAUGGGUAGUUCGCGCACCACCCCGACACCCGGCCAAAUCAACACAGGGUGCGCCGGGCAUGCGCCCGCUGCCGGGUCUGGCUUCCAGCUGCCCGGAGCGCCCAACGCCAUGGGCAACGGCGGCCAGAUGAACCCCACGCUGGCAACCAACAUGAACGACGACAUGGACGCCGUGGCCGACAUGGAGAUGGACGAUGCCAUCGGCACUAUGGAGCUCGAUGACGGCAACCGGAUGCACCACGCCCGCAUGUUUGGCCAGCAACAGCGACCCCAGCUCGACAUGAACACUUCUGGCCUUACCCAGGGCCUCCGUACCUCUCAGCCUCCCACCCCUGCCGCCGUCAGCUUCGGCCUGCAGAACAACCCUACGGUCUCGUCCGUCAACACACCAACCCUGGCGACCCAACAGCAGCUGCCCCAACAAGGCCAGCAGCCCACCGGGAUGGAUGGCAUGGAUGAAGACCUGCCUGGCAUGCCCAUGGGCGGUAACAGUGGAGGAGACAUUGGUGACGGCACGUUCUCGAAUGGUAACAAUGACUCCAACUUUUGCAUCAACGACCCCGGAAAGCAUCUUUUCAGUCCCAAUGGCGCCUUCCCGCCUGGAAACCGCACGAUUCAGCAGCAACUCGCAGCCCUCGGCUUGCAGCAGGGCCAGUUUGCCGACCCCGAAGCCAACAAGGUGCUGCUACAGCGCCUCCAGACCAUGAUGAUGCCCGAAGAGCACAAGCCUUUCAAGUGCCCUGUAAUUGGUUGCGAGAAGGCGUACAAGAACCAGAACGGCCUCAAAUAUCACAAAGCACACGGCCACCAGACACAACAACUACACGAGAACGGAGAUGGCACCUUUUCGAUUGUGAACCCGGAGACUAGUGCUCCGUAUCCGGGAACCCUCGGAAUGGAGAAGGAGAAGCCGUUCAAUUGCGAGACUUGCGGCAAGCGAUAUAAGAACCUCAACGGCUUGAAAUACCACAAGGCUCACUCCCUGCCUUGCAAUCCGGAGUUCAAGAUGCAAGCGCUCGCCGCCGGGCUGACCUUGCCCAGUUUGCCAGGGGUUAACCCCGGUGGCGCCACGGAGGACCAAGCGAUGCAACAAUAGUAAGCCGAUGGCUGGCAUGGAUGCCUCGACUCACUCAUGGAUCAUGGACUACAACGACCGCUGUAUAGCGACUUGACCAGCUGGGAUUUUUGGAGCGGCUUUGGCACAGCCCCAACGAGCUCCCGAAGGCAGCACCUCGUUUCAUGCUGGAGUCAAUCCAAGUGUUUCACUACCUAUGGUCGGCCUCCUCUCAUUCUUCGCCAGCUGGUAGGCUCAUGGCGCAUCGCGACGGCGUUCUUGCUUCUGAUAUCCUGGACACGUUGGAGACCUUUUGAGUGGUUUCAUUAAAACGUGGUGGCGCCUGCCUUGGCCGAGUCUUUCCGGCACGACGAUGUCUUCUGGCACCGGUUCUCUACGAGUAUAUAUCACAACUCUUCUGAUGCAUAUACCCCCAAUCCGUCGGACAUGGACGUCAUGUUGCACUUUGACACCCUGAUAAAAUGCUCUCCAUCAGGCGUCGUAUCUCUUUUGGCGUCUUUCUGGCCACGCGGAUGGCCUAGCCUUGCUCCUUGUUCUCCUUGGACCCACGAUAUGCCUCGAAAUCGACACCAUCGAAGCUGCUUUCGACGUUGAGCAAUUCCAAUCAGGCUACCCAAGGUCGCGUGCGGCGUUCACCCGGCUGGACAAGCUGCAGGAAAGCACGAGCAGAAUCGUUGUUUCCCGCUGUUUGGCUCUCUUUCUCCUGUUAUUCGAUUGUCAAGUUUUUGGAGAAGUGGUAUCGGGGCAUAUGCCUUCUUUGGUUCAGCUUCGGAGCGAGACUUGCACGCUGCCCAUCAUCUUACCCCGCUCACACUAUCCUUGGCUUACUGGUUUCGCUGGCUGGAGUUCCCGGCGCGAAGCACCUAGUGGCAGGUUAUGACCUGGUUUUGACGCGUCGUUUUGGGUUGGGUUAAUGGGGGGCAGGGAUUGCAAUGACGGCCGGCUGUUUGCUGUCGCGGAUGUAGUGGCCUGCGAUCGGCCGGCCGUCUCUUUGUUUGUUUGACGUUUGCAAAACAAAAGUUCAUGGGUGGGGGGGAGAGGCAUAGAAAAAGGUACUGAUGUUCGCUCUUCUCUGGCAUGAUCUCGAUCUAAUAGAAUGGAUGCUGUCGCCAGCUUUCGCCCUACUACU
This is a messenger RNA of Purpureocillium takamizusanense, 4728 nucleotides long. It is a transcript of the gene SFP1, whose product is annotated as Transcriptional regulator of ribosomal biogenesis proteins. NCBI's taxonomy places the organism in Eukaryota, Fungi, Ascomycota, Sordariomycetes, Hypocreales, Ophiocordycipitaceae. The record is from RefSeq and is a predicted model, not a curated record. The coding region runs from base 1221 to 3620 and encodes 799 amino acids. Gene Ontology annotation, cellular component: nucleus. The transcript has 4 exons.